UUACACUCCCCUCUGUCUCCUGCACCAGGGUUCGACAACCACAUUCUGUCAGACAAUGAGGAAGACAAAGAGCACGACUACAGCAGCAUCGCAGAGAUCAAAGGUCUCGUCACGGCCUCUUCCUCCAGCGACCUCUACGCCACCGUCCGAGAUAUCUACACCCAGCCCGAUGAGCCUGAACUGGGGGAAGACCCCAACUUGGAAAGCAUGGACCCCGGCUACGAAACAAUCCGCAUCCGAAAGACUAGUAGCUCGGAUGACGACCACAGGGCCGUGCUAGGAGCGGAGGGGUCGGAUGCUGGCAAGGCAGAACCCGACUACGAGAGCGUCGGAGAGUUGGGUCUGGGCCGUGAAACGUCCCGCCUCUGA
Molecule: messenger RNA, 369 nt
Organism: Morone saxatilis (striped sea-bass)
Lineage: Eukaryota; Metazoa; Chordata; Actinopteri; Moronidae
Product: phosphoprotein associated with glycosphingolipid-enriched microdomains 1-like
Biological process (GO): intracellular signal transduction; negative regulation of T cell activation
Cellular component (GO): plasma membrane; membrane raft
Source: RefSeq, a predicted model, not a curated record